Molecule: messenger RNA, 6682 nt
Organism: Paramuricea clavata
Lineage: Eukaryota; Metazoa; Cnidaria; Anthozoa; Malacalcyonacea; Plexauridae
Source: the annotation of a GenBank genome assembly
AGGAAUCGUAAUGGCUAGCAGAGACAACAAGAAACAUAAGCAGCGGUCGCGAAACCGUGACCCAGAUUCUGACUUCUCCCGAAAACUUACUUACGUGUUACGUCACAACGCUGUUGGACUGGGGAUGAAUGUGGACCACGAGGGAUAUGUCAACAUCGCAGAAAUCCAAACUCACCAACUUUUUCAGCGGUUUCGACCAGUUACCAAGGAAAAACUUCAACACGUCAUUGAUAUUGACGAAAAGCAGCGUUUUUCGAUGCUCCAGCGUGCUGAUGAAUGGUUUAUUCGCGCCAAUCAGGGUCACAGUGGCGAUGUGGCAGCCCAACUUGUUGAUGAAAAAAUGUUGACGCCAGUGUUAAGUUCAAAGGACCAUCCCAUUUGUGUUCACGGAACGGAUACGGGUGCGUGGACUAAAAUUACUGCUUCAGGCGGGCUCUCAAGGAUGGGUCGCAAGCAUAUCCACAUGAGUUCCCAACACAAAGGUUCGAAGGAAAUGAUUAGUGGUAUGCGUAAGAGGUCCAAUGUCAUGAUAUAUAUUGAUUUUGAUAAGGCAAUCGCUGCGGGUAUUAAAUUUUACAUUUCCAAGAACCAAGUUAUCCUGUCGGAAGGUAACGAUCAAGGGAUGAUACCAGUUGAGUUCUUUAAAGAGGUCAAAUUCCUGGACUAAACUAGCUGUAGUGAGUAAUAUGCUAUUUGUAUCGGUAAUGUUAGGCCAUAUAAAAUAAAUUCCUUGAUUUUCAUCACCGCCCGACGAUAUUUUGGUUUCCGCGUUGAUAUAUUUUUGUAUUUUGUUAUAAAAUAUAAAUUUACCGCCCGACCGAGCAUCUUCAGAGAUUUAGAUAUUUUUAUAUUUUAUAUUGGAAUUUUUGCGAUAUAAAAUUGUUUUAUCGUUAAUAUUGCAACAUGUUAAGGGAUGCUUGGAAUACUGAAGGAAAAAUGGGCUUAUAGCCUUAUUACAACGAUUUGUGUGGACCCUUAUGCAUGUUCAUUAGCGCAUGUGCAAUUAUCCACUUAUAUAGCGUUCUUCUACAAUAUAUUUAAGGGCAAAUAUAAAAAGACCUCCCUCUCCAAUUUUUUAAAUUUUGAACUUUUUUUUUAUAUUUUGACAUAAAAUAUAAAAUAUAAACCUCCCGCCUCCUGGGAGUUUUUAAAAUUUAGUGAUGAGAAUCAAGAAAUUUAUUUUAUAUGGCCUUAUAGAUUCGAGCGGGGCCACUCGGUUGGGCGGGGUGAGUACGAAGUGGGAAAAUUUUCCUGGGGCCCUAAUUAGAGCGAGAGGGCAUUAAAUAUAAAGAAUUUGUAGAGGAUGGCCAUCAAAUGCACGAAUUGGUAGAAAAAUGUGGAAUGUGUGAAAUUUCGGAAAUAUUUUUCCAUAUUUUUUCCCAAGAAUUACGCCCAAAAUUUGAAAUUUACCUUGCCUCCCAAAUUUUUCUCGGAGGUCCUGUGUUCGAUUGCAGUUUGGAAAAGCAUGUGCGAGUGAGUGUCUCAAAGAUGAUCAAGGACGAGUACAAUUUGAAGUCUUUGAAAAACUCACUAGUGUUUGUUUGUCCCAAUUGCAUGGACGAGAAACCAUAAUAUAUAUAUAUAUAUAUAUAUAUAUAUAUAUAUAUAUAUAUAUAUAUAUAUAUAUAUAUAUAUAUAUAUAUAUAUAUAUAUAUAUAUAAAAAUUAUUUUACCGUCACUUAUAAACAGAUGCAAAUAAAUAAUUUACUCACUUCAUUCGAUUAACUCCCCAAUCUAUUACAAUAAAACAUCUACAGUACGCGUGUGGACUCGUCGAAAAGCGUCUUUCUGUAACAGUGUUAUAAACACGGGAAAUUUCCCGUUUCGAAGCUAUGAUUUUGAAACGUAAACAAAACAAUAUUAACACCUGCUGUAUACUCUAAGAAAAUGUGUGAUAUACCGAUUAAAAUAACGUGAAAUAACAUUGAAAAAUUGCCCUUUUGGCUCGUUUUCUCUCUGAUUAUUUUUCGUUCUCCCAACGUCUCAUGUGCAUGUGUUUCUAUAACUGUAUAGCAACACGAAGAACGUUUUCGUAUGUAUAGAAAUAGUGAAGCAGAAGAUUAUUAGAAAAAUCUACCCAGUGUAUAUUAGCUUUUAUAAACGAAGUGAACAGUCAUUAUUAACUUUUUAAUGCAAAUUCCUUUUAGUAAUGCUUUCAAAACAAAACCGAGAGGAAGCGUGUCAUUUUCCUAAAAUUGUUGCGAGCUUUGGCGUGCCAUUUAAAUAAAUUGAAUGUGCAUUUAUCUUGCACAUAAUUUUUUCAUCGGUGUCAAGGCUGCAUGGCAGUAAUCAAUGUAGUCUACACUAAUUAAAGGCUUUUCUGGGCGCCUGUGUUAGGAACUGCAUUUGGAGUCGACGCUCGUACCGCGCUCGGUCGGAAAAUGAGUGUUAAUUAAGUGAACCAAGAGAGUAUUUUUUUACGAAUCAUCUCAAACUUACAUUGUACAGUGUAUGAAAUCAUGCGUGAAAUCUCAGGAAAAAUUGCGUAGUGAGUAGGGAGAAAAUUGUUUCGCUUUUCUAGUUGGCUUAAUUUUUAAUGCGAAACGAGUUUUCUGAUAAGUAAAUCUAUAUAUAAUGGAGAACUCAGUAUCUAUUUAUAUAACAAAGAGAUAUUCUUCUCUUUUAAGUAAUAUCACUCCCUUCGCAAGGCCAGUGCUUUUUCAGCGCGUAACCGUCAAUAUUCAUCGACUUUAAUUGCAAUAUUUCUAUCAUUGUCAGGUGCAGUUUUUAAUUGUAAAGUUCAUACUGCAGGCUGAAGACAAUAAAUCCAUUAACAGGUUUCUAUUUAUAGGCAUAAAUCGAAUAUCAACGUGCAAUUAAAACCAUGCAAGCAUAUUUAAUGGAGGGAUUGACGUCUUUUCACGCUUUAAAAUGCAACAUGGAGAGAAAAUUUAUAUUUUAAUCGUCUUUUUUCAGCGACGCACUGCACCAGAUUAUUGAAUCGUGAAUAUAAUUUAACAUCAGGAACAAAGAACACCGCGGAUGUACAAAACAACAAGUAACACGGAACUACAGUAUAUGAUUCUGUCAUUUUAAGUUUUUUUUAAAAAGUGCAGUUUUUGCUUUCGAUUUUUGUUCACAAUUUGGCUGUCUUGACCAUCUGUGUUUGGAUAUUCGCAUGUCAGUUUUUCCGUUUGUAAUUUUGAACGAAUCACAAUGAACCAAAUUCUCGUGUUAGCAUACGCGCGCGGUUAUCAGAAACACCUUAAAUUCUCAGUGUCACGAGUAAAAAUAUGUAUUCUUCUUGUCAACAAAAGGAUACAAUUGAGAAACAAAUUUAAACUCUGGUAACAAAUUGAAAAGAAAAGCAUACGUAACUGUCUUUUUGUCAUGUUAGCGUACUAGAUUUAGCCCAUCUUCAUGAAUGUCUUGUGAAACGUCUUAAUGAGAACAUUCGUAUUCUUCAACACUUUAACAUAAAUUAAUGAUAUUGCGUCAGAAAAUUUAACGGGACGAUUAUCUAAAUCGACAUAAUUCUGCGUCAGAUAUACAAACUCCUUCAAAAACAUAAUUUCUUUAGCGUUUUCAUCACGAAUUAUUAACAGUGUUUAAAUAGAAAUAUCUGCGGUCAUAUAAAGUGUUACAAAAAUUUGCAUUUAAGAUUGUGAUUGACAUAUUCUAAUACGUAGAGAAGGGAAAAUCUCAGCGUAAUGCCGUUGACACUACCCCUGGAAAUAUUUCGUUUUAUUACUGUAGUUUCGUUUAAUCCAAUUGGGGGCAGCGAUAACGCACUAACACAGUACACUAAUUAAUUAGUAUGCAAGAAAUUAAUUUGUGUUCGACUUUUGAUACCUGGCACUCAUUUAUUCAGUUGGUCAUGUUUGACAGUGGUGGCCUUACGAGUGACGGGCGAUUAUGCGUGGUUAUAGAACACCAAAAAGGUUAAUAUACCCUCGCUAUUUCAAGAUAAACCACGACGUAUAAAACCAUGCAUUAUAAACGGCUCUUCGACAUGCACCGCCUAAGUUAGAAAAUCAAUUUCGAAUUUCUAACCUUGCAAUUUUAUUUUUUUUAAUACUCUGUGUCUUUAAUGUUAUCACAUGCAACCCGUUUAGCGUCUUGCACUACAAGAAUGUGUACAUGACAUGAUGUGGUGGUAAAGUGUGCAAGGUUUUCUGGGUUCGAGUAUACCACCUUCACGGCAUGUAAAGCAUUCUGGUUAAUACUUUUCUUGGGUAACCUAUUUAACGUUUUAUAUUUUAUAUUAAAUAUUUGACUUAUUUUAAUAUUCAUGCAAGUAUGACCCGCUCAAAUAUAACCAGAAUCCUGGUUACAUUAAAUUAACCAGACUGUAGUAUGUAGGCCUAUAGGGAGUGGAUAAAAAUAGCAAAAUUGACCAGGAAUGUUUUAUUCUCAGAGUGUUUUAGAGUUAACCAGAGUUUCUUCGAGUGUUGGUAAAUCAUUAUAUACUGUAAAAACCUGCAUCAUUGUUAAUGAUAAACGAAAAAUUAAAUUAUCACUACUUUUGGAACUGAACUCAGAAAAUCACUUUGUCAACGUGAAGUUACAGAAGAUAUAUUUUCGAAUCUUAAUUAUAUCUGUAUAUCUGUAUAUCUGUAUAUAUGUAUAUAUGUAUAUACAGGGCGAAAAAACAGAUUUGCACUAGGCUUUGCAACCCGGUGCAAAGGUGCCAUUGCCGUAAUCGCAUCAAAUUUGGAAGGUUGCAAAUAUUUUGGCAAAUUUAGAAACCAAAUUAUGGACGAAAAUACCCACAAAUUCACUUGUGCAAAUGAAAGGUAAUUUGAGCCAAAUUUAUCCUAUACCCAUUCCCUCUCAAAAAAGAGAAUUGUAUUUACCAAUAUGAGGGUAAAAAUUUAUUUACCAAUUUGCUUUCCAAAUUUGAACAAAAUUUGCACAAUAGCAAAUUUGAUGCGAUUACGGCAAUGGCACCUUUGCAGGGGGUUGCAAAGUUGGAGCAAAUCUAUUUUUUCGUCCUGUAUAUAUAUAUGUAUAUAUAUAUAUAUACAGCUAAUUCAAUAAAGGUUGUCCUUUGCAAACCUUAAACUCUAAAACCAUAAAAUCUUAAACUCUAAGCGCGCAAAGCGUAAUGGGAGCACUAUUUAAGCAAUUUAGAAAGCAUACCUGGAGCCCAUUUCUUAGAGACAUGGUAAAUAUGUGCCUGCGAAAACAUUUCACUCUCAAACAGCUGCAAUAUUCAACUAUAAAGCUUGAAAUCAGUACUCCCAUUAUGCUUUGCGCGCUUAGAGUUUAAGGUUUAAGGUUUAGAGUUUAAGCUUUGCAAAGGACAACCUUUUUUGAAUUAGCUGUAUAUAUAUAUAUAUAGAUUGUCUAUAUCUUAAAAUUAAAUAUCGCUACUCUGAGUUUCACGUCCGUUCUAGACGAUCAUCAGGCGAUUUUGUUCACGAUUUUGUUAUUGAUUACGUGAUUGCAUCAUCAUCAACCGUUCGCUGACGCGUUAAAUUGUUUGUUCGCGCGCGUUCGAAUUUCCCGGCGCUGAAUUUUUCUCGAUGGCGACAUCUCGCGAAGAACUCGGAUCUUUUGUUCAACAGAUUGGUUUUCUGUAAUUUCAUGAUUUCUAAUUUCUCUUGUAUGCACAAAUUACAAAUACUUUCCAAAUACGUAUGGGAUUUGAAGGACAAGAAAAGGGAAUACAGUAUUAAGUGGUCCAGUUUGAAACGAGCAGCAGCGUAUGUACCUGGCGGUAGGCGUUGUAAUUUGUGCAUAGAAGAGAAAUUAGAAAUCAUGAAAUCACAUAAAACCAAUCUGUUGAACAAAAGAUCCGAGUUCUUCGCGAAAUGUCGCCUUCGAGAAAAAUUCAGCGCCGGGAAAUUCGAACGCGGGAACAAACAAGUUAACGCGUCAGCGAACGGUUGAUGAUGAUGCAAUCACGUAAUCAAUAACAAAAUCGUGAACAAAAUCGCCUGAUGAUCGUCUAAAAAGGAUGUGAAACUCAGAGUAGCGAUAUUUAAUUUCAAGAUAUAGACAAUCUAAUAAGCUCUGCUAUACUUUUAGUAUUGAGCACUUUGUAUAUCUAGACAACCAAAAUAAAUUGAAUUAUAUAUUAUAUAAUAAUUCUAAUAUAUAUAUAUAUAUAUAUAUAUAUAUAUAUAUAUAUAUAUAUAUAUAUAUAUAUAUAUAUAUAUAUAUAUAUAUAUAUAUAUAUAUAUAUAUAUAUAUAUAUAUAUAUAUAUAUAUAUAUAUAUAUAUAUAUAUAUAUAUAUAUAUAUAUAUAUAUAUAUAUAUAUAUAUAUAUAUAUAUAUACACAUUAAGCUUUUGGCAAUAUCUAAUCCAAUUGUCGUCCAAAUUAACCCGAAUUUAAAUAAAUUUGUCCAUAUUCAAUAGCCACUAGUAUGGUCAAUGAGCAUUGUACUGAUUCUAAAUACUGGCAUUUUUAAGUUUAUUUAUAUGUACUGAUUUAAUUAUUGUACUGAUUCUGCAGAAGGACAAACUCACACAAAGACGCACACAAGCGCGAACAACGAAAACAUCACUUUCUGACGAAGAUAAAAGUAUACUACUGUAGAAGCUACCACGGAUUUGCAUAACAGGUUAUAAGACCAUUUGUGGAUAUAAAGGGGCAAUGUUGCGAUGGUAUCCUUGGUUAUCAGGACAAAACAGAAGAAAGGAAAUGGUCUUAAUACAACACAAUUUUCAAAUAUUUUUGUUUAAAGCGCUAUUUUUUUAUUAAGAGUUACAAGUUUACAUGAUCUACUGCCUAGA